AUGCUAGGUAACUUGGUUGUUUCCGCUGAUGAAACAGGUCAAGUUGGUCCUUGUGUUGCUUGUCCUUGUCAGGUUUUAAGGAGUGUGAGUCAAUGGUCAGCUGGGGCAAGUCAAGUUGAAGACAAUAUUCACAAAGCUUACAUUUCUCUUAUUGAAAAAGUUGAACACUUCAUCUACAUCGAGGUAAAGUUGAUGGAAGAAAGGAAUAAGAAGCCACUUGAUUUAAAUCUUGCAGCAUUAUCAACAACAUGUAGUAAAGACUUGGAGUUGAAUUUGGCUAAGUCAUUAUUGAGUGAGAUAGGCCAAUGUACAACUGCUUAUCCAUAUAAUCAGCUGUUUGGAGCAUUAGUUUCAAAGAAUUAUGAAAGGCAAGAUGCAACUUUACUUAGUUGGAAUUUGAUGUACAUAGUAGAUUAG
Lactuca saligna is the source of this 417-nucleotide messenger RNA. The record is from the annotation of a GenBank genome assembly. Lineage: Eukaryota; Viridiplantae; Streptophyta; Magnoliopsida; Asterales; Asteraceae.